Messenger RNA from Fraxinus pennsylvanica, 300 nucleotides. The record is from the annotation of a GenBank genome assembly. Lineage: Eukaryota; Viridiplantae; Streptophyta; Magnoliopsida; Lamiales; Oleaceae.
AUGUAUAAGGGCGGUGCCGAGGAAGACAUUGCCUUGCUUAAGUUCUAUGGAUGGGACUUGCCUCUUGAGUGUGCUCGGAUACUUUGCGUUUCGACCAUGCUUUUGAAGAAAGGUGCUGAGAAGGGUCUCACCUCAUUUGCCAUAGGUAACAUUAUGUGUAGAAAAACGGUGAAGAAUGAAUCCGUGAUGGAGGAGAUAGUUCAAGAAGCUCUAGAUUCCGUGCUCCCCUGCUCGAGUGAAGCGGCACUCCUUGAAUCCAUCUCUUGCAUAAUGAAUCGUCGUUUUGAGGAUAUCAUUUAA